This is a messenger RNA of Uloborus diversus, 914 nucleotides long. RefSeq names its product mitochondrial import inner membrane translocase subunit Tim22-like. The transcript has 4 exons. Lineage: Eukaryota; Metazoa; Arthropoda; Arachnida; Araneae; Uloboridae. The record is from RefSeq and is a predicted model, not a curated record. The coding region runs from base 244 to 801 and encodes 185 amino acids. Gene Ontology annotation, cellular component: TIM22 mitochondrial import inner membrane insertion complex. Gene Ontology annotation, biological process: protein insertion into mitochondrial inner membrane. Gene Ontology annotation, molecular function: transmembrane protein transporter activity.
UACAUACUGCCGAGGACGAAAGGAAAAAUUUCGUGAAAAUAAUUUGCUAUGCAAGUGGGCAGAAAAAUUAUUAUAAACGUAGCUUCUUAUUUUAUCGUUUGUUAAUGACUGUUUUAUUUCUCGUCUGUACUUUAUGUGUUACCACUUGCUUCAAAUAAAUUGCGAACAUUUUAAAAUCUUAAUUAAUAAUUUUUGUACUAUAUUAUUAUUCAUUUUCAGCUGAUGCUAUAAAUUUGAAAAGAAAUGUCUUCUACUCCUUCUCAUGCGUCAGAAAAGACAAAAGAUUUGGACUUUAAUGAAUUAGCUCAAAUGUUAAUUGGGCCUAAUAAAAGGAUUAGUGAUAAAGUAAUUCUACCCAUUAGUCUAGCUAAUCAACAACUAAAGUCGAAAGAAGAAUUAAGGGUUGAAGCAGUUUUUGAGAGUUGUACAUUUAAAACAGUAACAAGUUGUGCAGCUGGAUUUGCAUUUGGAGCAUUUAUGGGUUUGGUUUCAGCAAGUAUGGAUCCCAAUUUAAGUGCCAUAGCUCCCGAAAAACAAACUGUGCGAAUGAUUUUAACAGAUUUUAAAGUGAAGACGUUAUCUUAUGGUAAAAACUUUGCCAUGAUUGGUGCUGUAUUUGCUGCAAUAGAAUGUAAUAUUGAAAGUCAUAGAGGGAAAAGUGAUUGGAAAAAUGGUACAUUAGCUGGAGGAAUAACUGGAGGUCUUAUUGGAUUAAGAGCUGGAGUUAAAGCUGGUCUAGUAGGUGCUGCUGGAUUUGCUGCAUUUUCUACAAUUAUCGAUUAUUACAUGAGAUCAUUUUGAAGAUUAAUUUCAUGUGCUAAAUUAAGUUCAUUGUAUUACUUUUAGACAUGAAAGUAAGCAAUUUUGUUUUUUAAAAAACUUUGUACAUAGUUUUCAAAAUAAAACUUAUAUUG